UCAUGUUGAUUGCUGAUUCUUAUGUGGCACAUGUCUGUUCGAACCGAGUUAGACGUUCUUGAGACAUAUUACGAACAAAUUCCGAAAUUUCAUCAGGCCUGUUUGUAAAGGCUUCAUGUAUGUUUCUGUAAAGGAUAUGGACAUGGAGAGCCGAACCAGGGCCUCUUACCAGUAAACGCAAGGAACGUUAACUCUGACAAAGCGCUGGGCAGACUUCACAAGAGACCAUGGGGUGCAACUGCAGCUCUGACUACUAUGAUGAGGACUGGCAGGAGCACCUGGAUGAAAAGUGUGAUCAGUGCAACUGCCCUCUCCCUCCAGACUCUCUCAAUCCGUACAAAGAUGACCCCAGUGGCUACCCAACCCAGUACGAUCCACCACCAACCUCUCCUCUAGAUCUACUUGGUGUCUGUUCCGCAGACGAGCUGGUUGUUGCCCUGCACUCCUAUGAGCCCAGCCACAGCGAUGACCUGGGUUUCGAGAAGGGCGAGAAGCUGAAAAUCCUCGACAGAGAGGACCCUGAAUGGUUCAUGGCAGAGUCCUUGAUCACGGGAGAGAGGGGCUACAUCCCAUACAACUUUGUGGCCAAGUUUAACACCAUUGAGAUCGAGCCCUGGUUCUUCAAGAACCUGUCUCGAAAUGACGCCAACAGGCAGCUCCUGGCUCCGGGGAACACACAGGGCUCGUUCCUUAUCCGAGAGAGUGAGACUACCCCAGGUAGCUUCUCCCUGUCUGUGAGGGACAUGGACCAGAACUCAGGAGACGUGGUCAAGCACUACAGGAUCCGUAACAUCGAUAGUGGCGGCUACUACAUCACCACCAAGAUCUCGUUCGCGUCUCUGUCGGAGCUGGUGAAGCAUUACUCACGAGAUGCAGACGGCCUGUGCACUCGGCUGGUGAAGCCCAGUCAGACGCGUAUGCCUCAGAGGCCCUGGUGGCAGGAUGAGUGGGAGGUGCCGCGAGAGUCCCUCAAGCUGGAGCGUCGGCUGGGGGCCGGCCAGUUCGGUGAAGUGUGGAUGGGCGUGUACAACAACAACAGAAGGGUGGCCAUCAAGUGCCUGAAGGCGGGGACCAUGUCCAUCAGUGCGUUCCUGGCCGAGGCCAACCUCAUGAAGGCCCUGCAGCACGCUCGCCUGGUGCGCCUCUUCGCCGUGGUCACGGCGGAGCCCAUCUACAUCAUCACCGAAUACAUGGAGAACGGCAGUUUGGUGGAUUUUCUAAAGACUCCAGAAGGCAUGAGGCUUAACAUGAACACGCUCAUAGACAUGGCCUCACAGAUCGCAGAGGGCAUGUCUUACAUCGAAUGUAAAAAUUACAUCCACCGAGAUCUGCGAGCAGCAAACAUCCUCGUGUCACACGAUCUCAUCUGCAAGAUUGCUGACUUUGGCCUGGCUCGACUCAUAGAGGACAAUGAGUACACAGCAAGAGAUGGUGCUAAAUUCCCCAUCAAAUGGACUGCCCCAGAGGCGAUAAACUAUGGAACCUUCUCCAUCAAGUCAGACGUCUGGUCUUUUGGGGUCCUGCUAACUGAAAUUGUGACAUACGGACGGAUCCCUUACCCAGGAAUGACUAACCCAGAGGUGAUCCAGAACCUGGAGCGUGGCUACCGCAUGCCCCGACCAGAGAACUGUCCAGAUGGUCUCUAUGACAUCAUGCAGCACUGCUGGAACGAGGCCCCCGAGGCGAGGCCCACCUUUGAGUACCUGAAGGGAGUCCUGGAGGACUUCUCCACAGCCACCGAGAGGCAGUACCAGGAGGGCGUGUAACAGCAUGCUGUUCUAGUGAGCAGUUCAGUGUCCAGAUAUGCUGCCGGGCAAAAGGAUUAGGCCCACUAUACUCAGGGUCCUGGAUUGAAAUGACUUUUCAUACAAAAAGGGCAAAAAAUAAAUUACUGUCAGCUGUUUUUGUGUGCCACUUUAUGUUCAGUUAUUCAUUUACAACAAACUAUUUAGACUUUUU
Sardina pilchardus (European sardine) is the source of this 1959-nucleotide messenger RNA. It is a transcript of the gene lck, whose product is annotated as LCK proto-oncogene, Src family tyrosine kinase. The transcript has 13 exons. Gene Ontology annotation, molecular function: non-membrane spanning protein tyrosine kinase activity; signaling receptor binding; ATP binding. The record is from RefSeq and is a predicted model, not a curated record. Gene Ontology annotation, cellular component: extrinsic component of cytoplasmic side of plasma membrane. NCBI's taxonomy places the organism in Eukaryota, Metazoa, Chordata, Actinopteri, Clupeiformes, Clupeidae. Gene Ontology annotation, biological process: cell surface receptor protein tyrosine kinase signaling pathway; T cell differentiation; innate immune response. The coding region runs from base 228 to 1766 and encodes 512 amino acids.